AUGGUCUUCAAUGAUCAGAGAAUAACUGAGCAUUUCCAUCCCAGAAUAUGGAUUUGUGUCUCGGAAUAUUUUAAUGAGAAGAGGUUGAUAAAGGAAAUUGUAGAAUUUAUUGAAGGAAGGCCACUACUUGGUGAGAUGAACUUGGCUCCACUUCAAAUGAAGCUUCAAGAGUUACUUAAUGGAAAAAGAUACUUGCUUGUGUUAGAUGAUGUUUGGAAUGAAGAUCAAGAUAAGUGGGCUAAUUUAAGACAAGUGUUGAAGGUUGGAGCAAGUGGUGCUUCUGUUAUAACCACUACUCGUCUUGAAAAGGUUGGAUCAACUAUGGGAACUUUGCAACCAUUCCGGUUUGUCAAAUUUGUCUCAGGAAGAUUGUUGGUUGUUGUUCUUGCAACGUGCAUUUGGACACCAAGAAGACUUGAAUCCCAACCUUGUGGCUGUCGGAAAGGAGAUUGUGAAAAAAAGCGGUGGUGUGCCUCUAGCAGCCAAGACUCUUGGAGGUAUUUUGCGCGUGGGAACAUGCGAGUUAUUUAA
This is a messenger RNA of Solanum lycopersicum (tomato), 531 nucleotides long. The record is from RefSeq and is a predicted model, not a curated record. NCBI's taxonomy places the organism in Eukaryota, Viridiplantae, Streptophyta, Magnoliopsida, Solanales, Solanaceae.